Messenger RNA from Caenorhabditis sp. 36 PRJEB53466, 603 nucleotides. The record is from the annotation of a GenBank genome assembly. Lineage: Eukaryota; Metazoa; Nematoda; Chromadorea; Rhabditida; Rhabditidae.
AUGGCGCGUGGACAUCAGAAAGCGCUUUCUCAGCAGAGAAAUGCGGAAAAGCAAGCGAAAGCAAAAAAGGCUGUGGUGAGUGGAGUUGGCAGAGUUGAAAAUACUUAGAAACACACGUUUGAGCAAAUUUAAUAUUCAGGGUAGCGACCAGAAGAACGCCGCUAUGAAGUCGCUUCAUCACAAAUGCACCGUUUGCAUGGUACGUUUCGGCAACUCAUUUCUGCUCUAAUAGUCCCUUAAAACAUUUUCCUUGUCUUUCACGUAACCCCGAUCUAUGCGCUGUUUACGAGAUUUUGUAUGAUUUCGGGUUCAUUUUGAUUGGGUUUUGUGAUUUUCGUAGCUGGUAGAGGAUUAACUGGUGUCUACCAGACGUAGCGUACGUUUAUCUGUCAACAAAGCAUGAUGACGUCUGAUAGCGUCUGGGAGGAUGCUACUUUCAGACAAUGUAAUUGGAGUAUGAUGUUUUUUGAACUUUCUCCACGCCAUUAAUUACUGUUCUUUUUUCAGUCCAUGAUGCCGGACCCAAAAACAUACAAACAACACUUCGAGAGCAAGCACCCCAAGAGUCCAAUUCCGCCAGAGCUGGAAGGAGUUCAGGCAUAA